AGUGAUGGCUGUGAGAUGCGCUCACAGUGUGAAUAUCCGUCAUCUGAACUUGCCUACCGUCCAAGUGGGUAUUUUUCUAUUUGGCGGACUUUGCGGCGUGCUCCGCAGGAAGAGGAAGAAGUAAUUGAGCAUAACCAGAGAUGUGGCGUCAUAUAUCUGCAUUUCGUGCUUACGUGGGUGUCCAAAGCAGUGCGCAUAAUGCUGUCGAUAAAUACUGCUUGCCUCUUGGCGGCUCUCUUGGCGCUCGCCUACGUUUGGUGUCGCUACACAUAUGGCUACUGGAAACGCAAUAAGAUUCCCUAUAUGACGCCAUUCCCACUGAUUGGCAAUAUGCAAGUUUUGUUUACAAUGAGCAAUAGUUUCUAUCUAUAUCUAACGGAUAUUUAUAAAGACGCUAGAAUGUCAAAAGCUGCGGCAGUCGGCAUCUAUAUACUCAAUCGGCCAGCGUUAGUGUUACGUGAACCGGAACUUAUAAAAUCCGUGCUAGUAAAGGAGUUCCUGAAGUUCGCCAAUCGGUCAGCCGGCUGUGAUCCACACAAUGAUCCCUUGGGUUCGAAUAAUCUAUUUUUUGUAAACAAUCCACAAUGGAAGGAUUUGAGAACGAAAAUAACGCCGGUUUUCACAACGGGAAAGAUCAAACAAAUGUAUCCACUAAUGACUGAGAUCGGCAUGGAGUUGGAAGACCAUUUGAAAUCGUAUGCGAAGAAUGGUGAUGCUUUCGUAACUGAAAUUAAAGAGGUUUGUGCACUCUUCACCACCGACAUGAUUGCCACCAUCGCUUUUGGUGUGAAAGCCAAUAGUCUUGUAAAUCCAAACGGCGAAUUUCGCACGCAAGGACGAAAACUGUUAACAUUUACACUCAGCCGCGCUAAGGACUUCUUCGUAGCCUUUUUCGUUCCCAAGUGGGUCACUACACUGCGUGUUAAAAUUUUUACAACCGAGUUCAGUUCCUUUUUACGUGACACCAUCGAACAUGUUAUGGCUUUAAGAGAGCAGAGCAAAGCGACGCGUAACGAUCUAAUCGAUGUGUUGGUGAGCCUUAAAGAAGAGGCAGUUGCGAAGGGCGAAUAUAAUGCGCAGUUGCAGGAUAUGUUGACAGCACAAGCUGCCGUAUUUCUAUCAGCUGGUUUUGAGGGGCCUUCUUCGACGAUGACAUUUACGCUAUAUGAAUUAUCCAAACGUCCUGAUUUACAAGAACGUCUGCGCAAUGAGAUCUGUGAGGCUUUCGUAGCUGAACAGGGUAAAAUGUCAUAUGAGACUAUCAAUAAUCUACCAUAUCUGAGUAUGGUAAUGGACGAAGUGUUGCGUUUAUACCCAGUACUACCCUAUCUCGAUCGCGAGCAUCUGCCGAAAGAGGGGGAAAAGCAAUUCGAUCUUAAACCGUUUUACGAUUACACAAUGCCAGUAGGUAUGCCUGUUUACAUACCAAUCUUUGGCAUACAACGUGACCCCGAGUUUUGGCCCAACCCGAACACCUUCGAUCCUGAACGCUUCAACGCUGAAAAUAAGAAAACCCAUAAGCCUAUGUCAUACCUUCCCUUCGGUACUGGACCACGUAACUGUAUUGGUGGCCGCAUCGGUUUGCUGCAGUCGAAAGUCGGUUUGGUGCAUAUUUUGAAGAAUCAUUAUGUGACCACAUGUGAGAAGACACCGUCCGAAAUCACUUUCGAUCCAUUGUCCAUAUUUUUACAUUAUAAAGGAGGCAUUUACUUGAAAUUUAUCAAUGACAAACGCUAUGAACGCAAUAUUAAUUAUAAUGCGAAAGAAUGCCUACAUAGUGAUGGCUGUGAGAUGCGCUCACACUGUGAAGAUCCGUCAUCUGAACUUGACUACCGUCCAAGGCCACCACACAAAUCGGCAAAACAACUUAUAAUUAAUAUUUUUCUUUACUCUUCUUAUCAUCUACGCUCUUCGAAAGCAGUGCGCAUAAUGCUGUCGGUAAAUACUGCUUGCCUCUUGGCGGCUCUCUUGGGGUUGGUCUAUGUUUGGUGUCGCUACACAUAUGGCUACUGGAAACGCAAUAAGAUUCCCUAUAUGACGCCGCUGCCACUAAUUGGCAAUAUGGAAGUUUUGUUUAAAAUGAGCAAUAGUUUUUAUCUGUAUCUAUCUGACGUCUAUAAGGAUGCUAAAAUGUCAAAGGCUGCAGCAGUCGGCAUCUAUAUACUCAACAAGCCAGCGUUAGUGUUACGUGAACCGGAACUUAUAAAAUCUGUGCUCAUCAAGGAAUUCUCAAAAUUCGCCAAUCGGUCAGCCACCUGUGAUCCACAUAAUGAUGCUUUGGGUUGGAAUAAUCUAUUUUUCAUACGAAAUCCACAAUGGAAGGAUUUGAGAUCGAAAAUAACGCCGGUUUUCACAACGGGAAAGAUCAAACAAAUGUAUCCACUAAUGACUGAGAUCGGCACGGAGUUGGAAGCCCAUUUGAAUUCGUAUGCGAAGACUAACGACGCUUUCGUAACUGAAGUUAAAGAGGUUUGUGCCAGCUUCACCACCGACAUGAUUGCCACCAUCGCUUUUGGUGUAAAAGCCAACAGUCUUGUAAAUCCAAACGGCGAAUUUCGCACUCAAGGACGAAAAUUGUUCACCUUUACACUCCGUCGUGCCAUUGACUUCUUCAUCGCCUUUUUCGUCCCCAAGUGGGUCUCUACAUUCCGUAUUAAACUUUUUACAACAGAGUUCAGUUCCUUUUUACGCGGCACCAUCGAACAUGUUAUGACGUCAAGAGAGGAGAGCAAAGCAACGCGUAACGAUCUGAUCGAUGUAUUGGUGAGCCUUAAACAAGAGGCAGUUGCGAAAGGCGAGUAUAAUCCUCAGUUACAGGAUAUGUUGACAGCACAAGCUGCCGUAUUUCUGUCAGCUGGUUUUGAGACGUCAUCAUCGACGAUGACAUUUGCUCUAUACGAAUUAUCGAAACGGCCCGAUUUACAAGAACGUCUGCGCAAUGAGAUUUGUGAAGCUCUUGUAGCUGAACGGGGUAAAAUGUCAUAUGAGACUAUCAAUAAUCUACCAUAUCUGAGUAUGGUAGUGGACGAAGUGUUGCGUUUAUAUCCAGUACUACCUUAUCUCGAUCGCGAGUAUCAGCCGAAAGAGGGUGAAAAGCAAUUCGAUCUUAAACCGUUUUACGAUUACAAAGUGCCAGUAGGUAUGCCUGUUUUUGUACCAAUCUUCGGCAUACAACGUGACCCCGAGUUUUGGCCCAACCCGGACACUUUCGAUCCAGAACGCUUCAACGCCGAGAAUAAGAAGACCCAUAAACCUAUGUCCUACCUUCCUUUCGGCAAUGGACCACGUAACUGUAUUGGUUCUCGCAUCGGUUUGCUGCAGUCUAAAACCGGUUUGGUGCAUAUAUUGAAGAAUCAUUAUGUCACUACAUGUGAGAAGACACCGUCCGAAAUCACUUUCGAUCCACUGUCCAUAGUGCUAAGUUAUAAGGAUGGAAUUUACUUGAACUUUGUCAAUGACAAACGCUAUGAACGCAAUGCCAGGCAGUCAGGCCCGUAGCCAGCUUUUCAUUUCGGAGGGGGCUGAAGUAAAAACAUAUAUAAACUUCGAAUUUUCUGUUUAUUAAAAAAAAAAACAAUAUAAAUUCAUAUACGUAUUACUUAAA
Messenger RNA from Bactrocera dorsalis (oriental fruit fly), 3604 nucleotides. RefSeq lists its product as uncharacterized. The record is from RefSeq and is a predicted model, not a curated record. Gene Ontology annotation, biological process: response to DDT; insecticide catabolic process. Lineage: Eukaryota; Metazoa; Arthropoda; Insecta; Diptera; Tephritidae. Gene Ontology annotation, molecular function: oxidoreductase activity, acting on paired donors, with incorporation or reduction of molecular oxygen; heme binding; monooxygenase activity. The coding region runs from base 16 to 3498 and encodes 1160 amino acids. The transcript is spliced from 8 exons.